AUGCGCUCGCGUCGACUGACACUGUUCAUGUCGUGCAAUGGCACAAGGUCGUCCGCCGUCAUCUCCGCAUCCCUGGAUGUGGUACUGCCCAGCUCCGAUGAGAGCGGCGCCAGCAGUUUGCCCGACUGGCUGAAGAGCUUUGCAGAGCGCCAAGUGGACAAUUGCCCUGCCGCUGCUUCUUCCGAGAUUGCCUUGUGGUCCACGGGAGAUGCACCACGGAUCCUACAGAGGCUAGCAUCAGCAGCACGGACGCAGCCGACAGCCCGUGGCCAGGUCUCCGUCUUCCCGACGAGUGCGCUGAAUGAAAUAGAGAACAUGGCGCAGCUGUUCACGGGUCUCCCAGAAGACAGAAUCAUGAGCAAAGGCUUGCGUGUCAUGCGCGAUAUGCUCUCACAGGAAGGCCGCAGCGAGCGAACACAUGGCCGCUAUUUACUUCGCUUCAGCAACCAUGGACACGGUCGCCACAUCCGUUUCCUGGACCAACUCCCGUUCUUCAUCAGGCCUCUUUGGCACACCAUCCGGGCCGUUUGGAGAAGCGAGAACUCCGAUGAGGUUUUGGAGCUGGCCGGAGCGGAUGCCUUCAGACGCCUCGCGCUGACGUUCACUGCAUCUGAUGGCAUGCGCUCGCCCACGGACCUCUCUCUGACCGUGGACCUGGCUUCUGGCAGCUCUGUGAGCAUCUUCCUGGAUGUCCUGAAGAACUUCAUCACCUUCCGCGAGUUCUCCUAUGCUUGUGAGAAGGGCUUUGACGUUGGUGGCGCUGUUUGGCUGGAUGCGGAUCUGGACGUCGUUGGUACAGGGGCCGUGGGGGCCGACUUCAUAACACCCUUGGGGCCGGCCCUCAGCCAAGACCGACAAGCACGAGAUGGGAACUGGAGGCUUCAUUUCACAGAGGGCAUGCUCGUGAUGGUGCCGAUGCCUGACUUCAGCAUGCCCUUCAACGUCAUCGCCCUCUCGUCAACUGCCGUGACCUUCUUCUUUGGCUCCAUCUUCCGGAUAACGGCUGCGGGCCGGCAGGCGCACUGGUGCACGGAGAGUGGCAGCAAGAAGCGUGCGCUCCAUCCCAUGCAGGUGCUGGUCCUGAUCAUCAUUGCGGGGGCCAUGGCCCUGAACGCAGUGACGCCGGAGCAGCUUGCGCAGUUCAGGGCUGUGAUGCCGGAGGCUGGCGGCUAUGGGCCUGAGUUUUACGAGUAUGUGGUCAUGGCCAAGGACAAAGUGGACAGCAUCCUCUCCAAGAGGUAG
This is a messenger RNA of Symbiodinium natans, 1242 nucleotides long. NCBI's taxonomy places the organism in Eukaryota, Dinophyceae, Suessiales, Symbiodiniaceae. The record is from the annotation of a GenBank genome assembly.